AUGUCGAAGCUUAAUUUCAAAGUCGACGAUGCUGAGCUACUGAAGGCCUACGGCAUAUCCUCACUGUCUCCGAAGAAAUGGGAAGUCAUUGACUACGACAACGAUGACACGCUGGCAGGUACCCUGACUGGUGCUAACAAUGCGGAGGGCGAGCCUGAUCCACUUGGUCUGGGUGCGACCAUCGAUGUACGCGAAAUGGACCUGGAUACCAAGACGGCCGUCCUCAUAUCAUCCAAGUCGUUCAACCCGAAAGCGUUUCUGUCUGCCGCACAUCCCAACGCCACCUAUCAAGACCUUGCGGCUGGCAUCUCACAUCUCCGUGCCUCUAUUGACUCUCGCUCGGAGGCCGUUAGGGUGCUUGUUGAGGAGAACUUCAACCGAUUUGUCGCCGUCAAGGCAUCUACAGAUGCAUUAUAUGCCGAAAUGCAGGAGGGCCUGUUGGCAGGACAGACUGAGUUCGCCUCAAGGCCCCUGAAGGAUCACUUAAAGCUUUCCGCACAGAAGGCAGAUCAAGUAUUUCUCCCAGUGCUAGAGAAUGCUCUCAAAGCUCAGAAACUACGCACUACUCUAGGCGUCUUUGAGCGUUCCAAGUUCUUUUUCAGUCUGCCUGGCUCGCUGAUCGAGUCCAUUGAGACGGGCCGUUACGAUGUCGCCAUGCGCGAUUACAAGAAGGGCAAGUUCCUACUCGAGUCCCGCCCAGGCCAAAUCCUCCCGGUAGGAUCGGCAAAGGAUGGGCACAACUUGGAAAUGCAGCAAAGGCGCAUCCUCAAGAAGGUUUGGGGCACCGUAGAGAAAAUCAUGGGUGAAAUGCGCAGUCAACUGCUUGCGAAGCUACAGGAGCCCACACGCAGCGUCGAUGAACAAGAGAAAACAAUAGAAAUCUUGCUUGAACUCAAUCCUUCCGACGACCCGGUCUGGACAUACUUUGAUGCGCAGCAUCAGUAUAUACUUCGGCAUAUGCGGGAAGUCUACGAUGCAGCGGUUAACUCUAUCAAUGGUGAGCGCUCGGUGGAUUUGGAAUGGCUGUGCCAAUUGGCUCAUGGUGCACAAGCUACCCGCGAGAGGGCACAGCCAGAGAUCAGGGGUCCCGAUAUACUGCCCAGAAUCUUGUCUGCACAGCUCCAGACAUGCAUCGCCGCGCUAGAGGCGAAGCAGGCGGAUGCCAUCCUCGCCCAGGCUGCGGGGAACGAGGUCUGGCAGGCUGUCCUUGCGAUGGUCAAGAGUGUGUCCGAGGUGAUGCUGUCCUCCCUCCCCAACUUUUGGAAGAUUGCAAAGGGCUUCCUGGAGGGAAAGUUGAAGAAGCUCUACAUCUUGCUUCUCUCCGAGUUCUUCAUGUUCUCUGAUAGCCGCGUGUCAUCACCGCCCACCGGCGCCGGCGAUGUGACUCCCCCAUUGCUGCCAAUGGAUUCGAACGCGCUUGCGACUGGCCACCAGCUAAUGAGAAUCAUCGGCGAAAUCCAGGACAGCGUCAACGACAUCAAUAGCAUGGAAAUCUCGGGCGAGGCGACGUCUAGCCUUAAGGGUCUCCUGGAGAGUGCGCGGUGGAGAUUUGAAGACAUCCUCAUCCAUGCGUGGAUCAGAGACGCCAACAUCUUCUACUACCUGGAGGACUGGAUAGGGUCCACAGUUGAUCCGUUCACCACUGUGUACCUCUCCAAACUGCGCGUGUUCCAGAAAGAAAUGUCCACAUGCGCGUUCAAGAUUGCCGGCGGAGCUGAUCUCUCAACCUCAUCGACUAUGUUCUCUUCGCGGCCAUCCAAGCGGAAGGCGGUCGCCCUUGAGUAUACAGGAAAAAUCACGAAAGCAUUCCUGGAUUCACUCUUCGCUGUACUUGAUGGACUGGUGCACCUCGCAUCGGAUGAGUCUCCGGCUGUGAUGCUAGUGCAACCGGCCAUCGGUGACAUGUCAGGGGCAACAAGCAACAAUCCCUUGGAGCUCGUGAAUGUACAGGAUGCAGACAACCGGGUACUGCUGGUGGUGGCAAAUAUUGACCGCUUGAAACGCUCGCUCAUACCCAGUAUGGCUGGUGAGCUGGGAACUGCCCUGGGUAUUUCCAUCGAGGAAGAUCAACGUACGUUGAUGACCAUCGUGCAAGAACUCGACAACACUCUAUUUGAGAGUUACAUUAAGCCAAAGGCGGCCGUUCUGAUGGGCAUGAUGCGGGACGGGGUAUUAGAUCCAGAGAUGGAUUGGUACGAGACACCGCAGCCGAGAGGCUGUCUGCUCGCAGAGAUCCGCCCGUAUGUAUACGAAAUCCUGAUGUUCCUUGUGGGAGUGCACGCACAAGUUAGCGCGGUCGCAGCGCCCCUCUUGGAACGUACCCUGAAUGCGCUAGUGGAGGACGUUGCCGAAGAAGCCCUCCGCUGUUUCCGCCAGGUCAAGCGAUUCGGCAUGGGCGGCAUGCUUCGGGCUACGUUAGAAAUCGAGUUUCUACAUCAGACACUCUCGCGUUACGUCACUUCGUCUGCGGACCAGACCCUCUCGGAUCUGUAUACCAAAAUCUCGCAAGCAUAUGCGCGCCGGCCCGGAGACGAAAACCUGCAGACCCAUCUGGACGGCGUGAAGAAGACUCUGGCGGAUACCCGACGAGCCACUGGCAUUGAGUUCCUGUGCUUCAGGCAGACAAAGGAAAAGUCCAGGGAUAAAAGUGCGUCCAAUACGAGGACCAAGGAGAAGACACGGGAGAAGUAA
Molecule: messenger RNA, 2691 nt
Organism: Postia placenta MAD-698-R-SB12
Lineage: Eukaryota; Fungi; Basidiomycota; Agaricomycetes; Polyporales; Adustoporiaceae
Exons: 15
Coding region: 1-2691 (896 amino acids)
Biological process (GO): Golgi to plasma membrane transport; exocytosis
Cellular component (GO): exocyst
Source: RefSeq, a predicted model, not a curated record